Messenger RNA from Struthio camelus australis, 1894 nucleotides. It is a transcript of the gene DRD5, whose product is annotated as dopamine receptor D5. Lineage: Eukaryota; Metazoa; Chordata; Aves; Struthioniformes; Struthionidae. Gene Ontology annotation, molecular function: dopamine neurotransmitter receptor activity, coupled via Gs; G protein-coupled receptor activity. Gene Ontology annotation, biological process: G protein-coupled dopamine receptor signaling pathway; adenylate cyclase-activating adrenergic receptor signaling pathway. The record is from RefSeq and is a predicted model, not a curated record. Gene Ontology annotation, cellular component: plasma membrane.
CUCUUCGGCAACGUGCUGGUGUGCGCGGCCAUCGUCCGCUACCGGCACCUGAGGACCAAGGUCACCAACAUCUUCAUCGUGUCCCUGGCCGUCUCGGACCUGCUGGUGGCUCUGCUAGUGAUGCCCUGGAAAGCAGUGGCUGAAGUGGCCGGGUACUGGCCCUUCGGGGCUUUCUGCAACGUCUGGGUGGCCUUUGAUAUCAUGUGCUCCACGGCCUCCAUCCUGAACCUCUGCGUGAUUAGCGUGGACAGGUACUGGGCUAUUUCCAGCCCAUUCCGGUAUGAAAGGAAGAUGACCCAAAGGUUGGCUCUGGUGAUGAUCAGCGUGGCGUGGGCUUUGUCUGUGCUCAUCUCCUUCAUCCCCGUCCAGCUCAACUGGCACAAAGGUGGGGAUGUUGUUGCUGCUGCUGGGGAUAUUGGAGGUGGAUCUGACUGGGCAGCAAUGGGUGCUGUCACCACCUGGGCAGAAGACAUGAGCACCACGUGGGUGGCAUUAGUGGCAAUGAGACCCUCUGACGGGACCUCUGGCAGCAAUGAUACCCUCACUGGACCAUCAGAGAGCUGUGACUCCAGCCUCAACAGAACUUACGCUAUUUCCUCCUCCCUCAUCAGUUUUUAUAUCCCAGUGGCUAUCAUGAUAGUUACCUACACUCGGAUCUACCGCAUUGCCCAGGUGCAGAUUCGUCGGAUCUCAUCCUUGGAGAGGGCAGCGGAGCACGCGCAGAGUUGCCGGAGCAACCCCAUUGACUGUCACCAUCACACUAGCCUCAAGUCCUCCAUCAGGAAAGAGACCAAGGUGUUGAAGACUCUCUCUGUCAUCAUGGGAGUCUUUGUCUGCUGCUGGCUGCCGUUCUUCAUCUUGAACUGCAUGGUUCCCUUCUGCGAGAGCCCCCCCAGCGACCCCCAUGCUGGCCUUCCCUGCGUCAGUGAGACCACCUUUAAUAUCUUCGUCUGGUUUGGUUGGGCCAACUCCUCCCUCAACCCGAUCAUCUAUGCCUUCAAUGCUGACUUUAGGAAGGUCUUCUCCAACCUCCUGGGGUGCAGCCAGUUUUGCUCUAGUACUCCGGUGGAAACCGUUAAUAUAAGCAACGAGCUUAUCUCUUACAACCAGGACACCCUUUUUCACAAGGAGAUAGUGACUGCCUAUGUCAACAUGAUCCCAAAUGUGGUUGAUUGUGAGGAAAAUCGUGAGGACCCUUUUGAUAGGGUGUCCCAGAUCUGCCCUGACCACGAGAUUGCCACCGACUCUGUGUGCGAGCUGGACUGUGAGGGGGAGAUUUCACUAGGCAAAAUAACACCUUUCACUUCAAAUGGUUUACAUUAAAUUGCAUCCUGUCCUGGUCAGAUGUUCUUGGAUUGCACAACAAAAUAUUAGCACUGAAUGGAAAAACCUGCUUGAUUUUAUGCUAUAGUUCAGUCAGUCACUUCAUGCUAAACUCCCUUGUAUGUGUAGCACUUUGCAGGAUUUAGACACUGUCGUACAGAGAGGUGCCAGAACCAACUUAAUUCAGCGCUCCCCCAGACUACGAGCUCUCCUUGAUUAGCUGUGGAGAGAUGUUGUGGUACGAUUACAAUCAGUUGAUGUUUAUAACAUGUUUGCAAAUGAAAGGUGCCAUUAUUAGUGCUAAGUAUUAUGACUCUUAAAAAUGGAGAUAGAUACUGAAGCUGGCAUAGACAUUAAACAGAGAAAAAUUCUCCUACGCUAUUCAUUUGUUCAGAUUUUUUGUUUUUUCUCUCUUUUUUUUUUAAAGAUGGGAGUAGUGAGGUGGUGAUUUGGAUGAUUAUUUAAAUGUGUGUUUCUGCCAAAACAGUUUAUGUGAAAUCCAUGUUCUCCUAGACAGUGUUGUUGCCUACAAUAUCCUUGCCAUGUUUCCACAGUUGAAUAAAUAAAAGUU